Messenger RNA from Ilex paraguariensis (yerba mate), 1610 nucleotides. The record is from the annotation of a GenBank genome assembly. NCBI's taxonomy places the organism in Eukaryota, Viridiplantae, Streptophyta, Magnoliopsida, Aquifoliales, Aquifoliaceae.
GAAAUAGAGUCGGACUUGGUAGUGGAUAGCUUCCGGAAAUGGCGGUUUAGGAGAGAGAAUCCGAAUCUUCAAAAGUGAUUCGUUUUUGGGAAGUUCGGAGACGAAAAAGAAGAGGAGAGACGUAACGAUUUCCAAUAGUUUUUUUUUUCUUUUCUUUUCUCCCAAAACUCCUAUAUUUGAUUUCGAUCUCUGUUGGGUUCGAUUGAUGUUGAUGCUGAGACUUUAACGCCAUGAGGAAGAAGCUCGAUACUCGUUUUCCAGCCGCUCGGAUUAAGAAGAUAAUGCAAGCUGACGAGGAUGUGGGGAAGAUUGCUAUGGCUGUACCUCUUCUAGUUUCUAAAGCUUUGGAACUAUUUCUACAAGAUCUUUGUGACCGUACAUAUGAGAUUACACUUAAGAGGGGAGCAAAGACUUUGAAUUCCUUGCAUUUGAAACAGUGUGUACAGAGCUUUAACGUGUUUGAUUUCCUGAGGGAUAUUGUCGGUAAAGUUCCUGAUUUAGGUGGUUCAGAUGCUGCUGGUGAAGACAAAUCUGCUGUUAAAAGAAGGAAAAUUAUUGAUGAAGAAGAAAAUGGCAGUGAGGAUGAGUUGAAGAGUGGCAGGAUGCAGGAGACUGGUCAGACUAAUAGUGGCAGAGGAAGAGGUAGGGGUAGAGGUAGAGGUAGAGGCCGUGGUAGAGGUAGUCGAACAUUAGAGAAAGAGUUGCCUGUUCAUUACGAGAAAUUUGAAGAUGAUCUGGGCAUUUCUCAGCUUAGCAAUGGGAAGCAAAAGGAAAAUCUUGAAAGGCUGGAUAGUGGGGCAGAACCUCUGAAUUCUAAGGAAAACACUUUGAUUGGUGAGAAUGCAAUUUUGCCAGUUCGGAACUUUGAUCUUAAUGUGGACUUGGAUGAGAACGGGGACUCCACAACCAUACCAGCUGUAACUCCUGCUAGUCCAUCAACAAAGCCCUCCCUUGAAAUGAAGCAUGAGGAAUACCCUUGCUGGCCACUUGUGGACAUGGAGAGAAUGACCAUUGAUCCCAUUCAACUUGCCAGUUUAAAUAGGAUAGAUGAGGAAGAGGAAGAUUAUGAUGAAGAAGGAUGACUCACUGAAAUGGCACUGUGGUUUAUGAACAUACUCAUACAGGUUGAUAGUUCUUUUCUUAGAUGUAUAUGUGUAGGUAAUGCAGAUUAGAGAGGCAAGGAAUGAGUUUGUAAAACAUGGUGAUGAGAAAGUCAGCACAGUACUUUAGGCAAUGCUGAAAUAGGAGGCUUUCUUUUUGGCCUUUUAGGAGCUUGUAUUAUACGUUUCUAUGUCAUCCACCAACAGCAACAGUUUGAAAAAAUGAUUCCGCUCUGACUAAAAGUUCGGAAAUUACACAGGUUUGUGUAAUUGACUCUUGUAGUUUGAAUUUCCUUCCCCUUUUAUUUUAUGAUUUUUUUCCUUUUAAACCCCUCUCCCCCCCAGUACCUAUCAGUUGUGUGUGUAAUUAUCAAGUGGACUGGGAUCUUCAUGAAAAUGUACAAUGUAUUACUGGGUUUCUUUUGCUUCAUUAUCAAUUUGCAGUAUGUCAUUUUGCUUCUGUAAUGUUUUAGUUGUCUUGUUGGGAUGACACAAUACAAUGGCCUUUUU